AUGGCAGCUCACCGAGAAGGCGUGAAUCCCCUGAGGCCGUACUACAUACCUCCCACCAUCGGGCCCCCCGCCGAGGCGCUGAACAAAACCAGCCCGAGCCCGAACCCGUUUUCACAAGGCCGCAAUGUGACGGCCAGCGGGAGAUAUGCGACCAAGGCCCGUGAUAUGUUCUCCGACCUGGAAUACAAGGAAUAUUUGGGCGAUCCCUCGCCGUCCGUGGUCCAGAACGUCAAGGAUCUGAUUGAGGAGCUGAUGUGGAAAUACACAUCGGUUCUGAUGGCCCAGCCCUUCGAGGUGGCCAAGACGAUCCUGCAAGUCCGCAACCAGGAUGAAAAUGCUGCUCUUAUAUCCCCUGCAGAGCCCGAGGUUCUCAGAAAACGAACUUCCGUCAACGGCAGUUCAAUCUACGACUACCAAGAGUCAGACUCGGACGGCGACGAGCCAGCAUACUUUACCUCGAACGUACCGAGCACUCCUACUCCCUCGCACCCGAGGCGUCAAAAUGGCCGCCGAUCCCCGUCUCCUGCUAAAAGACCGGUCAUUCCGGAGCACUACCUCACUUUGCGCCGCUCCGACUCCGUUCUCGAGGUUAUCGGUCAACUGUGGGGGAAAGAGGGCGCGUGGGGCGUCUGGAAGGGGUCGAAUGCAACCUUCUUGUACACGGUUCUUCAGUCCCUGCUGGAGAAUUGGUCCAGAAGCUUCCUCAGCGCCAUCUUCAACGUCCCGGAUCUGGGAGUGAAGGAGGACAUUGAUCGGCUGAUCGACAUUGCUUCGCCGUAUCCUUGGUCCUCACUCUUUGUGGCCGCUGCCGCUGCGGUUGCCACCGGCGUCGCUCUGUCGCCGCUGGACUUGGUCCGCACCAGACUUAUCGUCACUCCAAGUGGGAAAGGGCCGCGCCGGACGCUGGCAACCCUCCGUGCCAUGCCCUCAUACCUCUGCUCCUCAAUGCUGGCGGUUCCCACCGUCCUCAACUCGCUGAUCCACCCAGUUCUCACCCUUUCAACUCCUCUCGUCCUCCGAACCCGAUUCAUGAUCGACAGCCAUGUCUCGCCCAUGACCUUCUCCGUGACCAAAUUCUUGGCCUCCUCUGCUGCGAUCCUAGUCAAGCUCCCUAUCGAGACUGCUCUACGUCGUGGCCAGGUGGCUCUUCUUUCCACCAGGGAAUACGUCCAGGCUCUCGGUGGCCCUGACCAUCCCUUCACAACCAUUGUUCCGCCAGGACGCUACGAAGGAGCCUUUGGCACUAUGUUCCAUAUCGUCACCGAGGAGGGCACGCGAGAGGUCCCGGUCAAGCCCCCUGUACCAAGGAAAGGCAAGGGACGGGCCAAGGCCAUUGCUCCCACUGUCACCAAGAAGGGCCAGGGUCUCGAUGGCCUCUGGAGAGGGUGGAAGGUCAGCUGGUGGGGUCUUGUUGGCCUGUGGACCGCCAGCGUUGUUGGACACGGUGGAGAGGGCGAGUUUUGA
Ilyonectria robusta is the source of this 1464-nucleotide messenger RNA. RefSeq names its product mitochondrial carrier domain-containing protein. Lineage: Eukaryota; Fungi; Ascomycota; Sordariomycetes; Hypocreales; Nectriaceae. The transcript is spliced from 3 exons. The record is from RefSeq and is a predicted model, not a curated record. Bases 1 to 1464 code for a protein of 487 amino acids.